Molecule: messenger RNA, 620 nt
Organism: Trifolium pratense (red clover)
Lineage: Eukaryota; Viridiplantae; Streptophyta; Magnoliopsida; Fabales; Fabaceae
Exons: 3
Coding region: 84-383 (99 amino acids)
Source: RefSeq, a predicted model, not a curated record
GUGGUUUACAUAGGAGUGGAUAAGAGAAGAGAAGAUAGUCGAUAACACUUAUUGUGUUGAAAGUGUGAGAAGAAGAAGAAAGAAUGGACAAGUAUUUCAGUUCUGCUUAUCGCGGUGACCCAGGCGUACCCCAUGCCAAUCCCCACCGUUUCGUCAACAUUUGGGUCGGUUCUCUCGCCUUCACUGCUUCCAACUGUGUCAAUCCCUACUUUUUCCAAAUCGGCUCCACUAUGUUCAACUGGCAUGAUAGGGCAAUGUUAUUUGAGCAAUAUCACUGGAAAAGGGCAAUGAAGAAGAAUAAGCGUUAUGAACCCAUGUGGAACAAGUGGGACAGGGCAUACCGAGAUUCAUACUACUUCAAUUGGCCUAUUUACUUCACUUAGGUCUUUUUUUUUUUCUCCCCUUGCUAGUGUUGUAUUAUUGUUAAUUUGGUUGCAAACUUGGAAAAAAUUGAUGUCCCCCUCCCCUUCUUGUUGUACUCUUGAAUAUGACAUUUUGAACGUGAGUUUAAACAGAUACAAAGAUGUGUUUCUAGUGCGCUCUGUCCGAAAGUAAUGACUAAAACAAUAUGUUAUAUAUGCUAUGCUUGAGUUGUUACUUCUCAAGGAGUUCAUGGUUGA